UGCCAAAGUUGAGUGCGCGUGUCACACACUUGAAUCUGGUGGUGUUUCGUCCCACUUUUGCAUUUGAUACUCUCUGCAGCAACUCGACAGCAAACAUAAUAAGGUGCGCGCUCUCUUCUGUCACAAGCAUCGUUUCCGGCGCCCUUGUUUUUGUGCUUCCUUGCGCGCUUCCUUCGCCUUUCGUUUUUGGACCAGGCCAACAAAGAACAAACAACAACAACAAUAUGACGCACUGGGAGGACUUUUACAACACACAUCUGCCGCCCGCCGACUUCGAGGAUAAUCGCUCGCUGCUAAAGGAGUUCUGCGAGCGCCACAAUAAACUACAGAACCGCAUUGUCCUCGUUACGUCGGGCGGCACCACAGUCCCAUUGGAGCAUAAUACGGUGCGCUUUGUGGAUAACUUUAGUGCCGGCACUCGCGGCUCGGCCAGCGCUGAGUAUUUUCUGGAUCAUGAUUAUGCCGUCAUUUUUAUGCAUCGCCACAAGUCACUGGAGCCAUUUACGCGCCACUUUACUGGUCAGCAGUUCUUCGAUAUGUUGGACAUUGCCGAUACUGCGGACAGCCAAAAUUCGACGAUAGCCAUCAAGCCGGACUCGGUGGAUGUGUUUGCCCCCGUGCUGGCCAAAUAUAAAAUUGCCCGCGAGACCCAAAUGAUACUCUACGUGAAUUUCACCAGCGUCGUCGACUACAUGUGGCUGCUGCGUGCCGCCUGUGAAUGCCUCGCUGCUUUUGAGGAGCGUGCCGUCUUAUAUUUGGCAGCGGCCGUCUCCGAUUUCUACAUACCCGAGGACAUGAUGCCAACACACAAAAUGCAAUCGGGAGAUGGGGCACCAACGAUUUCACUACAAUUGGUGCCAAAAAUGCUGGCACCACUCGCCAGUCUGUGGGUGCCGCACGCCUUUGUGGUAUCCUUUAAGCUCGAAACGGACGAGAAUCUAUUGAUUGUCAAGGCACGCGACAGCCUCAACAAAUACAAGCAUAAGCUGGUUAUUGCCAACGUGCUGCAGACACGCAAGCAUCGCGUUGUGUUUGUAACGCCAACAGAUUCCUAUGAGCUGCAUUUGAGUCGCGAUAAGGCGCUGCAGGGCCUGGAGAUAGAGGAGCCCAUUGUCGCUGAUGUGGUGCAAAAGCAUAGCGACUUCAUCAUCAGCGCCGAGCAGCGCCAAUGACCAAUGUCGAUGCGCCGCCGCCAGCAGCAGCAGCAGCAACUGCAGCAACAGCAGCAGCUACAACAACAGCAGCAGCAGCAGCAGCAACAACAGCAACAAUACCGUCAACUGGCAGCGACGACUGGCAACGAGGAGACCGCCGCCGCAACGGACUAUUGCGUGACCAGUUCGCAUUAUUGUCGCGUCCUCAAUCCGGGCACGCCAAGCUUUGGCCGCAAAUAUUGAGGAGCAGGUUAUAGCGCCAAGUCCAUUUGCAUAUUUCUUACCUAUAAGUUGUAGUUAUCUCUAUACUAUUUAUGGUUAAUAUCGUAUCUAUUUAUGGUCACGCCCCAGUUGGACGCCGCACCAUAAUUGAUGAUGAUGUUUGGUUGAAAGCAUGCUUUCUUCUUGUCGUUGUUGUAUUUUUAUAUUUUGUUUGUUGUUAAUGUAUAUUUGGUUUAUUCACUCUCAUUGUUGGCUCUUUUGAAAAAUGAUGUCACCCAUUUUAUUCAUA
Molecule: messenger RNA, 1665 nt
Organism: Drosophila grimshawi
Lineage: Eukaryota; Metazoa; Arthropoda; Insecta; Diptera; Drosophilidae
Gene: Ppcs
Product: phosphopantothenate--cysteine ligase
Exons: 6
Coding region: 225-1172 (315 amino acids)
Biological process (GO): coenzyme A biosynthetic process
Cellular component (GO): cytoplasm; nucleus
Molecular function (GO): phosphopantothenate--cysteine ligase activity
Source: RefSeq, a predicted model, not a curated record